Sesamum indicum (sesame) is the source of this 2278-nucleotide messenger RNA. Its product is annotated as NAC domain-containing protein 82. NCBI's taxonomy places the organism in Eukaryota, Viridiplantae, Streptophyta, Magnoliopsida, Lamiales, Pedaliaceae. Gene Ontology annotation, molecular function: DNA binding. The record is from RefSeq and is a predicted model, not a curated record. Gene Ontology annotation, biological process: regulation of DNA-templated transcription.
UCUCACUCUAAAACCUCACCCUAGAAAGAAAGUGGAAACUCCCCUCUAUUUAAACCCUUUCUCCUCGCAAAUUUCUCCCCUAUAUCACUUUCUUGAGUAUUUUCUCUACGCGUUUUUUUGUCUCUCUCUCGGCUUCUCCGGUUUAUCUCCCUUUAAGGGCUUGUCUUGCACAACAGAUGUCUUUUGAUUCCAGCAAGAAGCAUCAGUGGUUUGUUUGGUGUGCUUUCUGUUUCAUGAACCGGGCAAGGCUUCGGUGCUCCAGAAAGGUGUUGUUUCGACAUUGGACUUGAGGACUUUAGUAAUUAGUUUAGUUUGGAGGUCUGAGGCCAGGGAGUUGUGGUGUAUAUACGAGUUCCUCUUCAUUUUUGUUCUUUGUUUCUGAUCAGCAUCAGCUUAUUUUCUUGUGGGGAAGGGUUUGGUCGGGUUAAGCGAGUCUGCAGUAAAUAUUUGUUUGGUGAAAGCUUUGUAAAGAAGUUGGAUUUUGGGACGUUCUGUUGUCAUGGCAAGGACGUCCCUCCCUCCGGGGUUUCGGUUCCAUCCAACUGAUGUCGAGCUGGUUAUGUACUAUCUUAAGAAGAAGGUUAUGGGAAAGAAGCAUCACUUUGAAGCUAUCUCGGAGGUCAAUAUCUACAAAUUCUCUCCAUGGGAUCUUCCAGAUAAGUCUUGCCUGAAAAGCAAGGAUCUAGAAUGGUUCUUUUUCUGUCCUAGAGAGAAGAAGUAUGCCAGCGGUGUUCGGGUCAAGCGUGCUACUGAAAAUGGAUAUUGGAAAACUACAGGAAAGGACAGGUCUAUCUGUUACAAUGACAAAACUGUAGGAACAGUGAAAACCUUGGUUUUUCACUUAGGUCAUGCCCCUCAAGGGGAGAGAACCGAUUGGGUUAUACAUGAGUACAGGAUCCUUGAUGACCAGCUGGCAGCAGCAGGGGUUCAGGAUACUUAUGUGCUAUGUAAAGUCUUCAAGAAGAAUGGUCCAGGACCAAAAAAUGGUGCACAGUAUGGAGCACCAUUUAAUGAAGCAGAUUGGGCUGACGAUGAUGAUGAUGCUGCUACUAAAACCCAUGCUGCAUCCGUGGCAUCUGAUGGCCUAUCAGUGAGUGUGCUCCCCAAAAAGCUAAUUUGCCCUCUUGGGGCAGGACAGUUUGGUCCUGGAAGUACGUCCGUGGUGCCUUUAACUGAAGAAGGUCCAUUGCCUUCAGCUGGUCGUUCAACUGGUGAGGUGCUUGAGGAUGAGAAUGAUGAUGAGAUGGUUCGUUUAUUAGCUCCCUUUACAGAUGAAGCCACGUUGCUGUUUAACAAUAAUGAAAUUAAUCAGAAUGAUCUUGGUGGCAAGGGGAAGGACAAAUCCUUAACUUGUGCUGAUGGAUAUGAUAUAUAUAAUGGUCUUGGUGAACUGGAUAGUUGGGUUCAGAUGAAUGAAGGCAAGCUUGACUUCUCGGGGGUGCAGAAGGAUGACUAUUCUAUGGACAACAUGAUCUCGCAAGAUAAUUUAGCUUAUAUAGAACUCGACGAUCUUCUCACCCCAUUGGAUUGCGCAUCCGAAGAAGUUGUAACCAAUCAGUCAUCAGUUGGCGGGAUAUUUGGAUCCCGCAACCAUGAGAAUGUGGAGCAGUUUUACUCUGGAGGCACUUUCCCUAGCACAUAUACUUGUGCAAAUGAACCACACUUGUUUCCUGAAGGAUCUUACCAAUGGGAUAAUAGUUUGAAUGUGCUUCAGAUGAUUAACGACGAGUUUUACCAGGGAUCUAAUGCUGCAUAUGAUUUGGAAUCCACACACCAGCAACCAGAGAUUCGGGUUGAUUUUGCUCAAGACAUGGAAAGAGGAACAUUUAAAAAAAAUUGUGUAUCAAGAUUAACGGAAUCUAUUCCAGCUCGCUCACCUUCAGCUGCUGAGCAUCUUGCUCUUUCAUUUUCUCCUUGUGGUGGCUCCUCCAUACAUAUCAAGGCUGAGGUGACUCACGGAGCUGGUGAAUGCACUAACGAAGCUUUGUCAGUUAUGAUGGGGGGGUCGAGCAGCUGUUGGUGCAAUCUGCCUUGGCCAGUUUCUCAGGAAAUGUGGCUCUGGAUUUGGAUCAUCUGCUUUUCUUGGUGGACUUUGGUUUUGACGUGGUUCUUGUUUACUGCUGUUCAGAGAGGCUGUUUUUGUUUCAUGGAGUUAUUAUUACUAUCAAAAUUGAAGAUUCUUUCUCUAACUUGAUAAAAUCAAGUGGUGUCUUGCUUUAUCAUUUUGCAAUAUGGCCACCCAGUAAUAUUUCACCAAUGCAAUAUGCUGUUGAAAUAA